AUGGAUGACUCUCUGAUGGAGGACUCGGUCUUCGAGGACGAGGGAGGUAGCUCCGACUUCGUUCCUGAGCCUGCGCCUAAACCCAAAGCGAAAGCAGCCCCCAAGAAAGCAGCUGCCGCUAAGCCCGCCGCCAAAAAGUCUACUCAGACCACACUUAAAGCUAAGCCAGCUGCCAAACCAGCUGCUGCUAAGAAGAAGGCCAAGGCUGACAGCGAGGACGAGAUGUCCGACGCGCAAAUGUCCGAUGCCGAUUCUCUACUCAUGGACACUCCCCCUAAAGCCAAGAAAGCAGCCGCCCCCAAGCGAGCUGGCUCGAAGCCGCUCGCUGACGUCGAAAAUGAGUCUCACGGGGGUGACGCGCCCAGCGAUAGCAAGAACGGCGAUGCAUCAGAGAAGUACCAGAAACUUACCCAGCUCGAACAUAUCAUCAAACGUCCCGAUACAUAUAUCGGUUCGACCGAACGCACCACCCAGCAAAUGUGGGUUUACAACUCCGUGACUGAGGUCAUGGAAAACCGCGAAGUCUCCUUUGUCCCUGGUCUCUACAAGAUCUUCGACGAAAUUGUUGUCAAUGCCGCCGAUAACAAGCAAAACGACUCGAGCAUGAGCGAAAUGCGAAUCACCAUUGAUCGCGAAGCCGGUGAGAUCAGUGUGUGGAACAACGGACGUGGAAUUCCCAUCGAGAUUCACUCCAAGGAGAAGAUCUACGUCCCCGAGCUCAUUUUCGGCCACUUGCUCACAUCAUCCAACUACGACGAUAGUCAGCAGAAGGUGACUGGUGGUCGUAACGGUUUCGGUGCCAAGCUUUGUAAUGUUUUCUCCACCGAGUUCUCACUAGAGACCCAAGACUCGCGCCAAAAGAAGAAGUACAAGCAGACAUGGACGCAGAACAUGACAAAGAUGGGCAAGGCAAAGAUUACCGAUGCCAAAGGUGACGACUACACCAAGGUCACCUUCAAGCCCGAUUUUGCGAAAUUCGGCAUGGAAGGCAUCGACGAUGACUUCGAAGCUCUUGUUAAGCGUCGAGUCUACGAUUUGGCAGGUACCGCCAAUGUUGCUGUCAAAUUGAACGGCACACGCAUCCCCAUUCGCAACUUCCGCAAGUACAUGGAAAUGUACACUAAAGCCAUUCGCAAGGAGCGCGGCGAUGAGGGCGCUCCCUCAAAGGAUGAGAUCAUUACCUGCAGCCCAGACCCUCGGUGGGAGAUUGGUUUUGCUGUAUCAGAUGGUUCAUUCCAGCAGGUUUCUUUCGUCAACUCCAUUGCGACAACAUCUGGUGGAACCCAUGUCAAUUACAUCGCAGACCAAAUCUGUAACCGCCUGGCUGACCAGGUGAAGAAGCGGAACAAGACAGGUGCCACUCUCAAGUCAGCACAGAUUCGGAACCAUAUCUUCAUCUUCGUGAAAGCCCUGAUUGUGAAUCCCGCCUUCAACUCGCAGACCAAGGAACAAUUGACUACUAAGACAAGUCAAUUUGGUAGCAAGUGUGUUCUCGAGGAAGACUUCUAUAAAAAGGUUCUCAAGACCGAGGUCAUGUCGAACAUCCUGCACUUUGCAGAGCAAAAGGCCGAUCAGAUUUUGAAAAAGGGUGACACAGGCCGCCGCUCACGUAUGAACAACCCUAAGCUGGUCGAUGCCAACAAGGCCGGCACUAGGGAAGGCCACCACUGUACGCUGAUCCUGACUGAGGGUGAAUCUGCCAAGGGUUUGGCUAUGGCAGGAAGAGCAGUCGUUGGACCUGACUUGUUCGGUGUUUUCCCCUUGCGCGGAAAGUUGCUUAACGUUCGCGAUGCUUCUUUCGACCAGAUUUCGAAGAACGCAGAGAUUCAAAACAUCAAAAACUUCAUUGGUCUGCAGCACAAGAAGGAGUACACCGAAACCAAGGGUUUGCGAUAUGGCCAUCUCAUGAUCAUGACUGAUCAGGAUCACGACGGUAGUCAUAUCAAGGGUUUGCUCAUCAACUUCCUUCAGGCGCAAUUCCCCAGCUUGUUGAAGAUUCCCGAAUUUCUGAUUGAAUUCAUUACACCCAUUAUCAAGGUUUGGAAGGGUGACCCGAAGAACCCUACCAAGCUGAAGUCCUUCUUCACAAUGCCCGAAUAUGAAGAAUGGCACGAACUUCAUAAACACGAACGUGGCUGGGAACACAAGUACUACAAGGGUCUGGGAACUAGCACCACAGAGGAUGCCCAGGUCUACUUCCGGGAUCUCGACCGCCAUCUCAAGGAGUUCCACACGAUGCAAGCCGACGAGCCCGGGCUUAUUGAGCUGGCAUUCUCCAAGAAGAAGGCCGAUGAGCGUAAAGAGUGGCUCCGUCAAUACAAGCCUGGCACAUACUUGGACCACUCGGUGUCGAAGAUUACAUACACCGACUUCAUCAACAAGGAACUGAUUCUUUUCAGUAUGGCGGACAACAUGCGUUCCAUUCCAUCUGUCGUUGAUGGUCUGAAGCCCGGUCAGCGUAAGGUGCUUUACACCUGUUUCCGUCGCAAUCUGAAGAAGGAUAUGAAAGUCGUUGAAUUGGCAGGUCACGUCUCUGGAAUGACAGCCUACCACCACGGUGAUGUGUCCCUCCAGCAGACAAUUGUUGGUCUUGCUCAGACUUUUGUAGGCUCCAACAACGUCAAUUGUCUGGAGCCUAGUGGAAACUUUGGUAGUCGACUUCAGGGUGGUGGCGAUUGUGCCAGUGCUCGUUACAUCUACACUCGCUUGUCGCCAUUUGCGCGAAAGAUCUUCCAUACCGCGGAUGAGCCCUUGCUUGUGUAUGGUGAGGACGAUGGUAAGAAGAUUGAGCCUGAAGUUUUCAUGCCUGUGGUCCCGCUCAUUUUGGUCAACGGUGCCGAUGGUAUUGGUACUGGUUGGAGUUCAACCAUUCCUAACUACAACCCUGAAGACAUUGUGAGCAACUUGAGGCGCCUCAUGGAUGGUGAGACCCCCGAGCCCAUGCAGCCCUGGUUCCGUGGCUUCACAGGCGAGGUCGUGGCACUGGGUGGCGAUCGCUACAAGUUCAGCGGUAUCAUCAGAGAAUCCGGAGACAAGGAGGUUGAGAUCACCGAAUUGCCCAUUCGAACCUGGACUCAAGAUUUCAAGGACAAGCUGGAGGACAUUAUCAAGGCCGAAAAGGUGCCAUCUUUCAUCAAAGAUUAUAAGGACUACAACACCCACACCAAGGUUCACUUUGUGAUCCAGCUUGAUGAAAAGCACAUGAAGCUCGCCCUUUCCGAAGGAUUGGAGGAAAAGUUCAAGUUGACCAAGUCCAUUGCCACCAGCAACCUUGUCGCCUUUGAUCCUGAAGGUCGCAUCACCAAGUACGCCUCUGUCGAUGAUAUUCUCAAGGAAUUCUUCCACAUUCGCCUCAAGUACUACGAGAAGCGCAAGCAAUACCAGCUGAACGAUCUCCAAAGAGAACUGGAAAAGCUCAGCAACCAAGCUCGCUUCGUGCAGGAAAUCAUCGAUGGAAAAUUGGUCAUUUCUAAGAAGAAGAAGCCUGUCCUGAUCAGCGAGCUGAAGGAAAAGGGCUUCAAGCCAAUCGCCAAGGUGGCUGAGGCCGCCAAGAUGGGCGAAGAUGAGCCAGUCGUUGAAGGAGAUGAGGAGGAAGAGUCGGAUGAAGCCGAAGUUCAGGUUCUCUCCAACUCCUUCGACUACCUUUUGGGAAUGCCUAUGUGGUCUUUGACCCAGGAGCGCGUGGAGAAGCUGCGCCGUCAGAUUGGCGACAGGGAGACUGAAGUUGAUGCCCUCAUCAAGUUGUCCAAGGAGGACAUCUGGAGACGUGAUCUGGAUGACUUCAUCAACGAGUGGCGCUUCCAGCUUGAGGAUGAGGACCGUCGUUCGCGCAAGAUGGCUAGCUUGGGCCGUCGUGCCUCGAGCAAGCUGGCUACUGGAGGCGGCCGAGCUGCCACAGCCCGCAAGCGCAAGGCCGCCAAUGGCGAUGACCCCGACGAUGAAGACUUUGGGGCUCCUAAGACUAAGAAGGCGGCGGCGGCUAAGAAAAAGGAGCCGCAAACCAAUAGCUUGAUGAAUUUCCUCAACAAAUCCUCAUCUAAGCCAAGCGCAUCCCCUGCGGUUGGUUCAGAUGAUGAUUUCGAUAUCGAUAUGGAAGUUCUUCCCAAGAAGAGCCGUGCCGCUUCGAAGCCCAAGUCUCAGCCUAAAGAAGAGGAUGAUUUCAUCGAUAUUGACGAUGUUCCCCAUGCUUCGAGAGCCUCGACUCAACCAGCCGAUGACCCAAUGGACGUUGAUGACGUUGACCCUCCCAAGCCCAAACCUGCUGCCAAAUCAGCAGCUAAGCCAGCCGCAAAACGAGGACCUAAGCCGAAACCUAAUGUUGAUGAGGACUCGGAUGACGAUUUCUUGGAAAUUGCCAAGAGCGAGGCAACCAAGCCCGCUGCUCGUGCUCGCAAACCUGUGAAGUACUCGGCUCCCAGCGAUUCUGACAGUGACAAUGGUGACGAUCUUCUCGGCGAUGUCAGCCAGAUGGUCAAGGGCAUUGGUGCUGACUCUGCCGCGGAUUCUCGUCAGCUCUUCUCUGAGCGGCCCCGUUCCGAAAGCAGUGCUAGUCAGAGGACCGCUGCUGCCAGAGUUUCCAAGGCCAAUGAUGACUUCGACCCAGAUGAGACCGACUACAGCAGGCUCAUUCCUCAGAACUCCCCAAGGCGCUCUAUCCAGGUGAAGCCCAAGGAUGUGAGGGCUGACAACUUCGACGAGGAGAAUGAUGAUGAGGACGAGGAACCGGUCAAGCCAACUGCCAAGAGCAAGGCCGCUCCUAAAGCCAAGGCUGCUCCAAAGGCCGCGGCUGCCACAGCGGCGCCAAAGGCCCGUGGUCGUCCCAAGAAGGAUGCAGCGGCAGCCCCCAAGCCUGCCCCUAAGGCCGGUCCUAAGGCUUCCGCUUUGUCACCGGCAGCCAAGGCCUAUGCUUCGAAACAAGCCAAGUCGAAGAAGCUUGCAGAUGACUAUUCCGAGGAUGAUAUCGAUGCCAUGGCGAACGAUAUUCUGGACUCACCGGCCGGCAAGGUCAAUGUGAAUGUGUCAGAUGAUGAUGACGACGAACCCGCUCCUGCUCCUCGUCGCGGUGCUGCUGCCAGACCGUCUCGUCGUACCGCUACCACUCAGAAGAAGAGCUACGUCAUCGACGAUGAUAGUGAGGAGGCAUCGGCCGAUGACUUUGAGGAGGAAGAUGAGAGCGACUAA
Penicillium antarcticum is the source of this 5181-nucleotide messenger RNA. RefSeq names its product DNA topoisomerase 2. Gene Ontology annotation, molecular function: ATP binding; DNA topoisomerase type II (double strand cut, ATP-hydrolyzing) activity; DNA binding. The record is from RefSeq and is a predicted model, not a curated record. Gene Ontology annotation, cellular component: nucleus. Bases 1 to 5181 code for a protein of 1726 amino acids. The transcript is spliced from 3 exons. NCBI's taxonomy places the organism in Eukaryota, Fungi, Ascomycota, Eurotiomycetes, Eurotiales, Aspergillaceae. Gene Ontology annotation, biological process: resolution of meiotic recombination intermediates; sister chromatid segregation; DNA topological change.